CAUCAACAAGGCUCUGCCCCAGAAACAGCAUGUCGAAGGACGCGAUUUCACCGGCCGAGGGGAGAGACCCUCAGGGUCAGGCUCAGGCUUCUGUUGAGAAGCCACCCAUGUCAAAGGGAGAGAAGCAUGAACCACUUCGAGUAGACCAUGACAAUGAGCAGGAAAAUAUCAAGGGAGAUCAAACACAAGCUGUUGAUUAUUCUGGUGCCCACGAAAAGAUGGACCCUCGUGAAAUCGCACUAGUCAAGAAGCUGGACAGAUGGAUGAUGCCCAUUCUGUGGCUGAUGUACUGGCUCAACUAUCUGGAUCGUAAUGCCAUCACCCUUGGUCGUCUCAACAACCUGGAGAAAGACCUAAAGCUCCAACCGGGCGAGUACCAAACUUGCAUCUCGAUCCUCUUCGUCGGCUACAUCCUUAUGCAGCUUCCAUCCAACAUGAUGCUCACCCGCGUCCGUCCCAGCAUCUGGAUGUCUUCCUGGAUGGUCCUAUGGGCCAUCGUCAGCACCCUGACCGCCGUAGCCAAAGACUACACCGGCCUGCUGCUCACACGCUUCUUCCUCGGAAUUACGGAAGCCCCCUACUACCCCGGCGCACUGUACAUGCUGGCGCAGUUCUACACCCGCAAGGAGAUCGCCACACGCAUCGCCGUCCUGUACACCGGAAACAUCCUCGCCACCGCCUUUGCGGGCCUGAUCGCCAUCGGCAUCUUCGAGAUGGACGGCAUGCUGGGCCUGUCAGGUUGGCGCUGGCUCUUCAUCAUCCAGGGCAUCGUGACCCUGCUCGUCGCGUUCGCGAGCUUCUGGCUGCUGCCCGACGAGCCGUUGCAGACGCGGUGGCUGACCGAGUCGGAGCGGCAGCUGGCGCACUCGCGCAUCAUCCGCGACACCGUCGGUGAGAAGGGCGUCACGACGACCUUCAGGGGCAUGUUGGAGGCGGCCAAGGACGGCCGGGUCUGGCUGUUUGCCUUUAUGCAGCACAUGCACCUCGGCGCCAACGGCUUCAAGAACUUCUUCCCCACGGCCGUCGAGACCCUCGGCUUCGACCAAAAGAUCACCCUGGCCCUGACCUGCCCCCCUUACCUGAUCGCCGGCCUCACCGCCAUCUGCUGGUCGUACUCUUCCGGCAAGUUCAACGAGCGCACCUGGCACCUCACCAUCGGCAAGUCGUUCGCCAUCGUGGGGUUCGUGCUGGGCUGCGCGACGUUGAACACGGGUGCGCGGUACUUUGCAAUGAUUGUCUUCACCGUCGGCACCUACUCGGCCAACAGCAUCAUCCUCGGCUGGGUGGCAAGCACUUGCUCGCAGACAAAGGAGAAGAAGGCGUCGUCGCUGGCCAUUGCCAACAUGGCGGCCGCCAUGUCUUUUAUCUGGACUCCGUACCUCUGGCCAGAUUGGGACGAGCCGCGCUAUGUCAUUGCCAUGUCGUCAAGUGCCGCGCUCAGCGUCGCCACCAUCUUGGGCGCCUGGGCCAUGAGAUGGUGGCUGCGGGCGAUGAACAAGAAGAUCCGGGCGUCGGACAACGAGGCUGUUAUAUUUUACGCUUACUAG
Pyricularia grisea is the source of this 1547-nucleotide messenger RNA. RefSeq lists its product as uncharacterized. NCBI's taxonomy places the organism in Eukaryota, Fungi, Ascomycota, Sordariomycetes, Magnaporthales, Pyriculariaceae. The transcript has 2 exons. Gene Ontology annotation, biological process: transmembrane transport. Gene Ontology annotation, molecular function: transmembrane transporter activity. The record is from RefSeq and is a predicted model, not a curated record. The coding region runs from base 30 to 1547 and encodes 505 amino acids. Gene Ontology annotation, cellular component: membrane.